Babesia microti strain RI is the source of this 1116-nucleotide messenger RNA. RefSeq lists its product as hypothetical. Lineage: Eukaryota; Apicomplexa; Aconoidasida; Piroplasmida; Babesiidae. Bases 1 to 1116 code for a protein of 371 amino acids. The transcript has 4 exons. Gene Ontology annotation, molecular function: ATP binding; ATP hydrolysis activity. The record is from RefSeq and is a predicted model, not a curated record.
AUGGAAUGGCUUAACCUGAUAUUUGAUCCAUCUAACGAUAAUUUUAUUGCAGUCAAACUCGCAAGUAAUUUGGAUGAUAUAAAUGAUACUUACAUUAAAAUUGUGAAAUAUUUGGAAUCUAAAAGCUAUUCCGUAUUUGAUCCUCGUUUUUUUUCAAAUUGUACAAGAGAAGAUUGCCAUUUGAAGUUUGAAAGACAUCUGGUUAAUGUUAUUAAUAAAUCAGUUCAUAAGAAUGUAAAGCAACAUUUUAUUGUAUUGAAAGGAUUCGAUUAUUGGUGUAAAAUUAAUACUAUCAAUGAAUUUAAGGAGAUUGUGGCACUUGACCAUUGGAAUGAUGAAACAAAUUCAAUUAUUUUAAAAUUUUCACAUAAAAAACGAAGUAUCAAUUGGGUGUACAAUAUAUUGUUUUGGUUAAAAUAUGCCAUAAUACCCCGGCUUAAAAAGGUUUAUGAAUUCGAUUUAUUCGUUAUAGGAAUCUAUCAGAAUUAUUUUAAAAGUGUUUUGUUCUACAAAGAUGUUUUUAAUUCAAAUGAAAUUAAUGUUCCAUCACAUCCAUCCAAUGCUAGAAAGAUCUGUGAUUUUUCGUCAAAACUAUUUGUAGACUCAUAUUAUCCAUUUAAAGUAUUAAUUAAUAAAAUUAAAUUAAAUAAAACUACUCUAAUAAUUGGUCCUCCAGGGUCUGGGAAAACAACUUUAAUAAAAUCACUCGAAUGCUCAUGGUUAAAUUAUAUUACUGAUGGUUCAGAAAAUGGAUUGGUGUUUACAAUGGAUAUUUGUAAAAUGGUUACUCCUUAUGUAGGAGAAGGUGAAUUGUAUAUUCGUCAAUUAUUUAAUCAAACAAAAUAUUCAAAUGCCAACGCAUUGAUAACCAUUGAUGGAGUAGAACUCUUCGUAGCAACAAAUUACCUAGAAAAUAUUUAUCCAGAUAUGAGUGAAGAAAGGACAAAUGUAUAUAGAUGCAUAUCGUAUUCACUUAUUGAACAAAUCAGAAAUAUGUCAAAUAACACAAAAUUUGUAGCAGUAGCCAAUACGUGUAAAGAAAGUAUAGAUCCGACCUUUUUGUCUCUAAUUGAUACUGUAAUAACAUUAGACAAUGGCAUUAUUCAUAAAAAUUAA